Kluyveromyces lactis is the source of this 1536-nucleotide messenger RNA. RefSeq names its product allantoate permease family MFS transporter. Gene Ontology annotation, molecular function: transmembrane transporter activity. The transcript has a single exon. Lineage: Eukaryota; Fungi; Ascomycota; Saccharomycetes; Saccharomycetales; Saccharomycetaceae. Gene Ontology annotation, biological process: transmembrane transport. The record is from RefSeq and is a predicted model, not a curated record. Bases 1 to 1536 code for a protein of 511 amino acids. Gene Ontology annotation, cellular component: membrane.
AUGCAGGCACAGACAACAGCAAUGAGUUCGAAUUCUGUUGAUCGGUAUGAAAUGUCGAAAGGUAAAUCUGUGAUUGAAGUUGGUGAAUGUGAUGGUGAAGGUGAAUCUGGCAGCAUUGCUUCCUUUUCUAUAGAACAGGAAAGUUUAGAGAAUGAAAACUUGGAGAUAGACCCAAAGGAGGAAGCUGCGUUUGUGAGAAAACUGGACACAAGACUGUUGCCCAUGUUGGCUUUUAUGUAUUUUUUAUCAUCUUUGGAUCGGUCCAAUAUCGGGAAUGCUUAUACUUCAGGAAUGCGGGAGGAUUUGCAAUUGACUAGUAAACAGUACUCCAAUGCAGUUUCUGUUUUCUACUCGACGUAUCUUGCUGCAGAACUCCCCACUACGUUGAUAUUGAAAAAAACGAAACCCAAGUACUACAUGUCGUUUUUAGUGCUAUCUUGGUCGAUUAUUACCCUUUGUAAUGCGUUUGUUCAAUCUUAUGCGUCGUUGAUUGCAUUGAGAGUGCUGUUAGGUGCAUUUGAAGGUGGGUUUUUCCCAGCAAUGACUCUAAUCAUCAGUAUACUUUACAAGAAACAGGAACAAGGUAAACGUAUUGCGUUCUUUUUUGGAUCCUCGGCGUUAUCUGGUGCUUUUGGAGGUCUUAUUGCUACCGGUUUAGCAAGUAUGAAGCCUGCAGGUGGGCUGGAAGGUUGGAGAUGGUUAUAUAUUAUUGAGGGGUUGAUUUCUGUUUGUGCAUCCGUUUGGUUGUUCCUGGAAUUACCAAAGGAUUUUGAUAACAUUCCAUAUCUGAGUGCUAGAGAAACUGAAAUUUUGAAGAUCAGAGCUAAGCAACGUGUUGCAUACAUGGGAGACGGUCGUUUCGAAUGGAGCUACGUCUUCGAUGCCUUGAAAGAUUUCAAAACUUACAUUAGUUUCACAAUUCAAUUUUGUCAAGACGUUAUUCUUUAUGGUUUUAGUACUUUUGUCACUGCCAUCUUGAAGCUAGGUCUUGGUUACACUUCUAGAGAGGCUCAAUAUAUGAGCGUUCCGGUGUACAUUUUGGCUGCAAUUGUGUUUUUGAUUUCCGCAUAUAUCAGCGAUAGAUUGAAGGUAAGAGCGCCUAUCUUUGUUUGUUAUAACGUUAUUGGCGCUGUUGGAUACAUUCUGUUGUUAAGUGUGCAUAACAAUUCGGUUAAAUAUUUUGCCUGCUACUUAAUCACUUUUUCCUUGUACACUGGUACUGGGUUAAACAUUGCAUGGUUAACAAAUAAUGUGGCACCUCAUUAUAAAAGAGCCACUGCACUCGGAUUAAAUCAAACUUUGGGUAAUGUAUCAGGCGCAGUUGCUGGCCAAAUUUAUACCACUGCGCCCUACACCUUUGGUCAUUCGUUUUCUUUGGGAUGUAUCGUGUUAUCCAAUUUGUUGGCUAUAACUCAGAUGUUCAUUCUAAAGCGGAUCAACAGAAAACGCCAACGUAUUCUAAGUGGAGAAAUUUCUGAUGAUCACCGUGGAGUAAGAAAUGGUGACAAUGCUUUGGACUUUAAAUACUGUAUGUAA